Molecule: messenger RNA, 2100 nt
Organism: Megalops cyprinoides (Indo-Pacific tarpon)
Lineage: Eukaryota; Metazoa; Chordata; Actinopteri; Elopiformes; Megalopidae
Product: mitogen-activated protein kinase 14A-like
Exons: 12
Coding region: 302-1387 (361 amino acids)
Biological process (GO): intracellular signal transduction; protein phosphorylation
Cellular component (GO): nucleus; cytoplasm
Molecular function (GO): MAP kinase activity; ATP binding
Source: RefSeq, a predicted model, not a curated record
UGCGACCAUCAAGGCACGCAUUGCAGGAGAGAUCGUGCAUUGGGAAAAUUCACGGCGGAGGAAGCGCAUAGUGAACUUGCCGCUUUGGAAGAACGACGCUUUCUUUGUGCACAGAAAUUAAAGUGCACAUCGAUCUAGGGUUGAGGUGCAUUUCUCUACGAGAUCUAUUUUUUUAUAUUCGGUCAGCACAUCUGUUGUUUUUAUGUUUUUGUGCUCACAUAGCUAGCUACUCCCAUUGAAGGAAAAGCAGAAGUUACAACUUGCUUGGCUUGUUGCUGCGGGGCUGGCUGUUCCUGCUGGAAUGUCGCAGAAAGAGAGACCCACUUUCUACCGUCAGGAGCUCAACAAAACGAUAUGGGAGGUCCCGGAACGCUACCAGAAUUUGUCUCCAGUGGGAUCCGGCGCUUAUGGAUCCGUGUGCUCCUCGUAUGAUGUGAAAACGGGCCUGAAGAUCGCGGUGAAGAAGCUCUCCCGGCCAUUCCAGUCCAUCAUCCACGCCAAGCGGACGUACCGGGAGCUGCGCCUGCUCAAGCACAUGAAGCAUGAGAAUGUGAUUGGUCUGCUGGAUGUCUUCACGCCCGCCACAAGCCUGGAGGAGUUCAAUGACGUAUAUCUGGUGACUCAUCUGAUGGGGGCUGACCUCAACAACAUCGUCAAGUGUCAGAAGCUCACUGAUGACCAUGUGCAAUUCCUCAUCUACCAGAUCUUGCGGGGGUUAAAGUACAUCCAUUCAGCAGACAUCAUCCACAGAGACCUGAAGCCCAGCAACCUCGCUGUCAAUGAAGACUGUGAGCUCAAGAUCCUGGAUUUUGGGCUGGCACGACACACGGAUGAGGAGAUGACGGGCUACGUGGCGACCCGGUGGUACCGUGCCCCAGAGAUCAUGCUCAACUGGAUGCACUACAACAUGACAGUGGACAUCUGGUCUGUUGGCUGCAUCAUGGCCGAACUGCUUACUGGACGGACGCUGUUCCCUGGCACGGACCAUAUAAACCAGCUUCAACAGAUAAUGCGGCUGACGGGAACCCCUCCCGCCUCUCUAAUAAGCAGGAUGCCCAGCCAUGAGGCCAGGAAUUACAUCAACUCCCUGCCACACAUGCCCAAAAGGAACUUUGCAGAUGUUUUCAUUGGGGCAAACCCAUUGGCUGUGGACUUGCUGGAGAGGAUGCUGGUCCUGGACACUGACAAGCGAAUCACGGCGUCAGAGGCGCUGGCCCACCCCUACUUCGCCCAGUACCACGAUCCAGAGGACGAGCCUGAGGCCGAACCCUAUGACCAGAGCUUUGAGAGCCGGGAGCUCGAGAUCGAGGAAUGGAAACGACUAACGUAUGAGGAGGUGAUCAGCUUCGAGCCGCCGGUCCUCGACGGAGACGAGAUGGAGUCCUGAGGAGCGGAGUCAGCUUUCCACCAUUCCCAUCAGCCCCCCCUGCGGCACUGAGGCCUCGCGCCUCUGGACCUUUAAUAGUUAUUUCAAGUGCCUGCCGCCAUUUAUUGCCGGGUUCCCUGUGGGUCCAUGGGGCGAAGGCAUCUCUCACUUUGACUUCUCCCCCCUCCUGCUUGCAGUUGGGUGUUGUGGGUAAAACACUUUGCUUCAGUCUCAGGACUGGGACAGGACUUUUUACAGAGGAAAAGGAGAAAACUGUUGUUUGUAUUCCGUGUUUUUACAGAUUCUUAAAAAUCACAGGCAGAAUACUAUUGCUGCUUUUACUCUCUUUUUUGCUGUGGGGGGGGGGAUGCAUUUCAGUAUUCAAAGGGGAAAGACAAGCAAACCAGUUCAACCAAACAACCAACCAGUACUUCAUUGGUGCAGUGAUUUUAAAAUUUUCAGUGUGUGGCUUUAUCCCUCUGCAUGGGGGGAUUUGUCUCUUAUAACUCUUACAACAUUACUGAGCAUCCGAUGGAUUGGCAUAGAUAUGAGCUUUUGCAGACGUAAGUGAGGGCCACACAGAAUGAUCAUCAGCAUUCAUGUCAUCAUCAGCGGAUGCACUACCUGGGAGCUCCUAUGAAGGACACUAGAGCUGCGUUUCCACUGAUAUAUACUAUACCUGAGGCAAGCUUGUAGGCCUUUCCACAGAAAAUUGAUCCAGGCCAAAAAACUCA